Molecule: messenger RNA, 560 nt
Organism: Microcebus murinus (gray mouse lemur)
Lineage: Eukaryota; Metazoa; Chordata; Mammalia; Primates; Cheirogaleidae
Source: RefSeq, a predicted model, not a curated record
UAUGUGGUCUGUUUUGAUCCCCUUGAUGGAUCUUCCAACAUUGAUUGCCUUGUGUCCAUUGGAACCAUUUUUGGCAUCUACAAAAAGAAGUCAACUGAUGAGCCUUCUGAGAAGGACGCUCUGCAGUCAGGCAGGAACCUGGUGGCGGCCGGCUAUGCCCUCUAUGGCAGUGCCACCAUGCUGGUGCUUGCCAUGGAGUGUGGGGUCAACUGCUUCAUGCUGGACCCGGCCAUCGGAGAGUUCAUUCUGGUGGACAAGGAUGUGAAGAUCAAAAAGAAGGGCAACAUCUACAGCCUUAACGAAGGCUACGCCAAGGACUUUGACCCCGCCAUCGCUGAGUACGUCCAGAGGAAGAAGUUCCCCCCGGACAGCUCAGCCCCCUAUGGCGCUCGGUACGUGGGCUCCAUGGUGGCUGAUGUGCACCGCACUCUGGUCUAUGGCGGGAUAUUUCUGUACCCCGCUAACAAGAAGAACCCCAAAGGAAAGGUAAGCACCUGCCCUGGGGGUGAGUGAGAAGCAGUAGAUUGCAUUUUCAGCGUGAGUGACUUGAUUUAGGAAGA